AUGGCGCAAGUUACGCCGCCAUUGAAGACGAGAAAGCUCUCUAUCUCCGGCAGUCACCAGCGCCCAGACGACGACAUGGACGAGGAUCCUGCUCUUCAGACACCGGUACCCCGUCGUAAUGAGUCGCAAUUGUCGUCAAGUGAUUCUGGAAAGCCAGACGGGCAUACGGUAUUCACUAGGAAAAACAUAUCCGAGAUCGUUCCCGCCACGCCCGACUCGACUCUGGAUUCCAUUGACGGCUCACAACUGCGAACACCGUUUAACAAUUUUGUUUCGUGGGCUGGGUCGUCCCCAGAUAUUGCAGGCACACCAACUCCGAUGGGUCCGUUAUCGAAUCGCUCUCAGCUGGAGUUCCCUGUCGGGAAAGGAAUUCGACUCACACCCCAUAUGCCAACUAGUCUCUCAGCUCUCGCCGGACUUCGCUAUGGUUCGGAGAGCCCUCUCGGGACGAAGGCACGGAAGAGAAUACAAGUGUCCACAUCUCCGAAGUCUCCAACCGAGGUGGAGAUGCCGGUCUUGGUACCAGAAUUGACUAUGAAAUCAUCAUCAUCGCCGCCAGCCGAUGAUGGUGAACCUCAGGAGACUGCUAUGCAAGAAGUCGUUGAUACAAUUUCCCCGACAGAAGACCACACUACCUCACCCAUGGCCUCACCUCUCGAAGUUGAUUCUACGAUUCAGUCCCCUCAUUCUUCAACCGACGCGGUGAUAAAGAAAUACCGUUCGGAUGCGUUACAACGAUGGCUGGAUGAGCCCAUAUCCCGGCAUCCACGCAUACUUCAGCAGUCUCCUGGUCGUAAGGAUAAGAUAUUGAAGCGACUUCGGGCUUUUCAAGUACAAAGCAGUCGUGGCACGCCCCUUAAGCCGCACAACCGGGAACACCUGGGUCGCGUCUUACAACCAGAAAGCCUAGACAGUCUUGAUCAAGUAUAUGCGAUUCCAGACUGGCCAGAGGAUGAUCAGAUCCCUUCAAUCAUCCUGGCUGAGGAGAUGAGGCGACGACAAGCAGAUUUGCGGCUCGUCGAACAGUAUUUGGAGGAGUCGACAGACUCCGAGGAAGGAGAGGAGGAGCUGUUAUCCACCGAAGAUCCUGCCAAUGCUGUUGUCGCAUUGCGAGCCAAAAAGUCUUCGCGGGACUGGCAACAGAGGCGAGUAGCGCAAGCUCAGAGUUCUCGAGCCGCUACUCCAAAGACCAAACCGUCGACUCGAAAGUCGCGACAAAAGACUUCUUCAGAUGACACUCGCAAGGAAACUACCGUCGAACCGCAGCAGGAGAUGGAGGUAGACAAGACAGACGAUGCAGACAGUGCGGACAACGACGAGGUGGCAUGCAUCUGUAAAGGCGAAGACACCGGCAGUCCGAUGGUCCAAUGCGAUAAUUGCCAUACAUGGCAUCACGUCGAGUGUGUGACGAAACCUGGUGAUGAACUACCUGACAAGUGGUUCUGCUGGAAAUGCCCAAUGAGUGCCGCUCCAGAACGUGCCUCGAAUAUGCAAGAACACACCCCAACAUUGGUCCCCACUUCCAAUGACUAUACUGCAGAGUCGCGGUUAAGUGCAGCCGCCAACAUCACUGUCUACCAAGGCAGUAGUACACCACAGGACUCGCCAGGUCUCCUCUCGUCCGACGCAAAGAAGAAACCCUCUUUUGAUGGAUUCCGCACCCCGCCGUCAUCAGGUCGAUCUCGUCAUCUUUAUGGCUUCUGGGGCGAUGGCCUCGGCGACUUCAUGAGACACGACGACGACCCAAUGACAGCAAUUGCUGCGACGCCGUUCGGCUUGCCAUUCUUCCCAUCCCCUUAUCUCCCUUUUGCAGAUAUGGGACCUCGCGGCAGUCCAUACCGAAGCCCUGGAAAAUAUGCAUCCCCGGCACAACCAACCCCGCCUCCGCCAAAGAAGGAAAAACCGUGGACAAAUUAUACGGGAACGUAUGUCGCUCCCAAUAGCAAUACGAAUACAUUCAACCCAUUCACUGCUCCAACGGCUAAUAUCACCACGGACCCGCUUUUCAUCCACUACGAGCAUGACGCCCCAAAGCAGACGGCGCACCAUAACAGCAAGUCUGCAAGGCCGAAGCGAAAGGCGAAGGGAGAUAAGGAGAUGAGCAAGGGCGAAUCAUCGACGAAUGGCGACGAUAUCUCCGCGCCUGUCUCUGCUCAAUCUGAACACCCUUCUAGUGGACCGUUGGCACCAGACACCGCCACAAGCGAAGAGGAGAUUGUGCCGAUACAGAAGGAUGGGCUUGUGAGCGACAGUAUAGACGCAGCUACAUAG
Messenger RNA from Serendipita indica DSM 11827, 2271 nucleotides. The record is from the annotation of a GenBank genome assembly. NCBI's taxonomy places the organism in Eukaryota, Fungi, Basidiomycota, Agaricomycetes, Sebacinales, Serendipitaceae.